Messenger RNA from Peronospora farinosa, 1161 nucleotides. NCBI's taxonomy places the organism in Eukaryota, Oomycota, Peronosporomycetes, Peronosporales, Peronosporaceae. The record is from the annotation of a GenBank genome assembly.
AUGGCCUACUACCCCCGUCCCAACAAAGGUAAAUGGGCUGAAGUAGGUAACUACGACUGGGCAGCGGACAAGCAUAAGGAUGUGUGGAAGCCACAUCUUGAAAUUCUAAAGGAUUUGGGUGUAAAUACCAUCCGUCUGCAUUUACGUCUUAGUCGGCAUCACUGCUCCAUGCAAAGACUGCUCGGUACUCGACUACUUGCCAAACCCAAGUGCUACCCCGACGAACUCCUCACCCGUGCACAAAUGGUGUACAACGCGUUUGCCGUGUACGAUAAUACGUUGGGCUUCAGCGUGGGUAACGAAAACAAUCUACAGGUGGAGAACGGAGCCGAUGGCACUGCGACAGCUCCUUGUGUCAAGGCUUUCCUGCGUGACACUCGAAGUUAUGCUGCGAGUUGUUCCGGGUCUGUACGUCAGGUGCCAAUUGGUCUCGACAUUGCCGACAUUCCUCCUCGCGAGAAAUGGAUCGGGUACUAUGAUUGCGCUGUGGAUGAUGACGAGUACACGCGUGCUGAAUGGAUGGGCUUCAACCCGUACGUCGAGUGCGAUCCUAAGAACGCGGAGUACUCGCAAUCAGCUGGUCUGAAGAAACUGAUGAAGGAAUACGCUCAGGUUGGCUAUUCCCGUCCGCUAAUGUUCGGCGAGUUUGGUUGCAACAAAGGUGUGAACACUAUCGAUGGCUACGAGAGUCAGCGAACGUUCAAAGAUGCGAAAUGGAUGAAUGAAGAAAAGGAGAUGACGGAAGAGAUUGUGGGUGGGAAUGUGUUCGAGUUCACCACGGAAGUCGCCAAUCUGGUGGACAGCGCAGCUUUGACCAAAACAGCAGAUGAAGGAAAAUACGGCGUCGGAUACUUUCAACCGAAUGACUGCGACAACAACAAAGUCGAGUGCGUUUUCACCCCGUACCCAGAGUACGAAAAUCUCAAGAAAGCGUACACAACCACGGCUGCAUCGACGGUGGAGUACGAAAGCUACACUCCUAAACGCGAUGGGAUUCAAAGUUGCCCAAAGAAUGUGUCGAUUAAAUUGCCGACGACGCCCGAAGUGCCUCUGUUGGAGUGCGCCGUUACGCAGCCCGUGUGCAAGGGCAAAAAAAGCCAACUCGUACGUGCACUUUUCAUCGAAAACGAAAUUUGGCGACAAGGUGCCACCGACAAAUGA